Cuscuta campestris is the source of this 3094-nucleotide messenger RNA. NCBI's taxonomy places the organism in Eukaryota, Viridiplantae, Streptophyta, Magnoliopsida, Solanales, Convolvulaceae. The record is from the annotation of a GenBank genome assembly.
AUUACAUAUAAUAAUUAUAACAAAAAUAUAGCUGUGAUGGGUUUUCUUGGGUGAGGAAAGAGGCUAACCCUAGCAAGUUCAUCUCAUUUAUAAAAGAAGAAGUUUUACCAAAGAAGUUUUUUGGAAAGAAAAAAAAAUGUAUGGGGAUUGCCAAGUGCUUUCAUCAUUGGCUGGAAAUGGCGUCGCCUCGCCGGACUCGUUCUUUCCGCCGCUGCAGAUCGGGCAGAACCCUAGUUUCGGGUUCAUGUCCGGCCUCAGCGGCCCGUUCUCCGUCUUCCAUCCCAUCAUCCCGAAAGAGGAAGGCGGGUUGGUAAUGAAGGGGAAAGAGGAAGUGGAGAGUGGGUCAGUGAGCGAGCAAAUAGAAGGGAUGUCCGGGAACGAGCAGGACGGCGACGAGCGGCUGCCGCCGCCGCCGGAGGGGGAGCAGCCGCCUAGUAAGAAGCAGCGGUACCACCGUCACACCGCCCAUCAAAUCCAAGAAAUGGAAGCGUUGUUCAAGGAGAAUCCACACCCAGAUGACAAGGCAAGGCAAAAGCUAAGCCAAGAACUGGGAUUGAAGCCAAGGCAGGUCAAGUUUUGGUUCCAAAACAGGCGCACGCAGAUGAAGGCGCAACAAGACCGGUCUGAUAAUGCGGUGCUGAGAGUUGAAAACGAAAGCUUGAAGAACGAUAACUAUCGGUUACAAGCGGCCUUACGCAACCUCGUUUGCACAAACUGCGGCGGCCCCGCCUGGCUCGCCGCCGCCGAGCUCAACUACGACGACCACCAUCUCCGCCUCGAAAACGCCCGUCUCAAAGAAGAGUAUGAUCGAAUGUGUUGUCUCCUCUCCCAAUACACCGGCCGUCAAGUCCAGCCAAUAAUGCCGCCGUCUCCCCAUCUCUUCCCGUCGACAUUGGAGUUGGACCCGAGCGGUCCUUUCCCGAGGAAGUACGAGGAGGUGGGUCCCGGCCCGUUCGCGGUCGAGGGCGGCCUCCAGUUCUCCGGCGGCUGCCCUUUGGUCCUGGACGACGAGAAGUCGCUGGCCAUGGAGCUGGCGGUGUCGUGCGUGGACGAGCUGGUGAGGAUGUGCCACGCCGGGAAACCGCUGUGGGCCCGCGGCGGGGACGGCGGCGGCGGGAGGGAAGUGCUGAACGGGGACGAGUACGCGCGGCUCUUUCCGUGGCCCCUCGGGUCUUGUCGGUCCCGGCCGAGCGGGGUCGGGUUCGAAGCCACGCGCGCCAGUGCGGUCGUUAUUAUGAACAGUAUCACCCUUGUCGACGCGUUCCUUGACGCGGGCAAGUGGAUGGAGUUGUUCCCUUCAAUUGUGGCUAGAGCCAAAACUAUACAAGUAGUUGUGCCUGGUGUUUCUGGCCAUGCCACUGGCUCACUUCAUUUGAUGUAUGGGGAGUUCCAAGCGUUGACGCCACUGUUGCCGACAAGGGAGAGCUAUUUCCUCCGAUACUGCGAGCACAACGCGGAGGAGGGGACGUGGGCCGUCGUCGACUUUCCUCCUGAUGGUCUCCACCUCAACUUCCCGCCUUCUUUCCCUUACUACAAGAGGAGGCCUUCUGGUUGCAUCAUUCAAGACAUGCCCAAUGGCUAUUCCAGGGUUACAUGGAUAGAACAUGCUGAGAUUGAAGGGGACACCGUGGCUACCAACCAAAUUUUCAGAGAUUUGGUGACUAGUGGUGAAGCAUUUGGAGCCCGGCGGUGGCUGGCGGUGUUGCAGCGGCAAUGCGAGAGGGUGGCUAGCCUCAUGGCCCGAAACUUAUCCGACCUCGGAGUGAUACCAUCUCCAGAAGCAAGGAAGAACAUGAUGAACUUGGCACAAAGGAUGAUCAAAACAUUCUGUGUUAACAUAAGCACUUCGUUCGGGCAAUCCUGGACGUCCAUCUCGGCGGAAUCCGCCGAGGACACGGUCCGAAUCACCACCCGGAAAGUCACGGAACCCGGCCAGCCCGUUGGCCUGGUUCUCAGUGCUGUCUCGACCACCUGGCUGCCCUAUCAUCACUCCCACGUCUUCGAUUUGCUCCGCGACGAACGCCAUAGAUCUCAGUUGGAUGCCCUUUCAAAUGGGAAUUCAUUGCACGAGGUGGCUCACAUUGCCAAUGGCUCUCACCCUGGAAACUCUAUCUCUCUCCUUCGCAUCAAUGUGGCUAGCAACUCUUCCCAGGGUGUAGAGCUGAUGCUGCAGGAGAGCUGCACGGAUGAUUCCGGAAGCCUAGUCGUCUACGCCACCAUGGACGUGGAAGCCGUCCAGCUGGCAAUGACCGAUGGCGACCCCUCCGCUGUCCCCCUUUUGCCCCUAGGCUUCGUCAUCACCCCAAUGCGGGCCUGCACCGGGACCGACGAAAGCAGCGACGGCUGCCUCCUCACCGUCGCACUCCAAGUCCUGGCCAGCUCCAUCCCGACCGCCAAGCUCAGCCUCUCGAGCGUCACCGCCAUCAACGACCACCUCCGCAGCACCGUGCAGCAGAUCAACGCCGCCCUCGGCGGUGCCUCGGAGCCGCCGGCCGCCGUGGGCCCGCCGCUGCCGGUCAAGUUGUCAAAGGAUGCCCCGACACCGGGGUCGUAAUAAUUGAUUGGUCAGAAGAGUUAAAUCUUUUGUUGGUACGUAGAAAGUAUAGGAGCAGGAGUUAAUAUAUUGCCUGUGUGCAUGUGCAUGGGGGCAGGGUUUGCAUGCAGGUAAAUAAAUGCAUGAGAAGAGACAAGUAGGGAGUAUUAGGUAUAUUUUAAAAAAGUGGUAGAAUAACAUUGAUGAUAAUUGUCUGUGAAUAUUUAAAGACGCAUGAUAUAAUUAUUUGUGAAUUAUAUACGUUCACAAAUAAUUAUAUUCUGCGUAUACAAGUUUACAGACAAUUAUCAUUCGUUGUGUAGUGGGGCCAUGGCGGGGCAAUAUUUUUCAGCAAUGAAUUAAUGAGAGCUGGGCUGGCAUGGCAGAAGGGUAAAUUAUGGUGAAGAUGAUGAUGAUGAUGGUGUAGGGAAGUCAAGAGCGCACCAGAUAAAAUCCCUAGAUAGGGUGGUGGUUCGGGAAUUGACUUCUUCUUCUUUUGUAAUGUUUGACCAUUUUGUUUUUUUUUGGUUUUUGUGUUUUGAAUCAACUAGACUCGUACCC